Molecule: messenger RNA, 1314 nt
Organism: Lodderomyces elongisporus
Lineage: Eukaryota; Fungi; Ascomycota; Pichiomycetes; Serinales; Debaryomycetaceae
Exons: 1
Coding region: 1-1314 (437 amino acids)
Molecular function (GO): protein binding
Source: RefSeq, a predicted model, not a curated record
AUGUUGCAAGAACUUCCAUUAGAGAUAAUCGAGAGAAUAGGAUUCUCCUUGGAUCAGAAUGAUAUCAUAUCGUUGAUGUUGACCAACUCCACGUUUCAUAAUUUGUUGCAACCGUUGCUUUACUCGGUCAUCAAUAUUGACGCCACACCAAAAUUUUUCCAUGAUCAUGACACGCCUGGGUUGAAGGAGUUUUUCUAUCAAUAUAAUGUAUAUAAGCUCGAUCAGUAUAAUUUUGCCAAAGCAGUCACCAUAAGAACUACGUUUCAACUCAAGUUGUUCUUCAAGAAAGUUGCAAAGUAUGCCCACCACGUGAGAAAGUUUAUGUGCAUGCAACUACCGGAUAUCCCUGAUUUGGAAGUUGUUGAUUAUUUGCAACUCGUGUUGCCAAUGAUGAAACAACUCGAGCUGUUUUACUGGGAUCAUAAUUAUGCUAUACCGGCUACACUUCUAAGAGGUAAUCUGCAACUUCGUCAAGUGCAAGGUUAUAUUGAGGGAAUCACAUGGCUGCCGGUGUUGAAAGAAGGCGUGUUUACAAAUACUGAAGGUGAUGUUCCCAUGAACCUAUCCACCUUGUGUUUAAGAAAUGCUGAUCUAACCAAUUUUACAUACGAUUACAGUCAAACAAAGUCGCUAACUAUAGAGAAUUGCACAUACAAGAGAAACUAUUUGCUUUGUCAAGAUUUUUCAGGCUUGAGGCAUCUCACUAUUGAUAUGGAGAGUGAUAGUAGUAUACCUACACUUUUAUCGAGACUUCAACUAGAAUCUUUGGAGGUCAAAAACAUAGCAAGCACCAACAGAUUAUUGGAUUUGUUGGCAAGUGAGAAGUUGUACUCGUUGCAGAUAAUGCCAGCUCUAGAAGUACAUGACAUGAAACAGUUGACUAGGUUUACAAACUUGAAGUAUCUUGAGUUGUCGAUUUUGGAAAAAGAUUUGCUUGAACUUCUUCGUUUCCUCACCACAUCUCCACCACUGCUACUACUACUACAACAGCAGCAGCAGCAGCAGCAACAACAGCAGCAGCAAAAACUCGAAUUUAUUUCAUUCAAUGUAUUGGAGCCUUCCGAGAGAAAUAAUAGUCUUAUUGCAGAGGAGUACUGGCAGUGUUCUAGGACUUCGAUCAAUAUCGUUGAUCAAAACAGACAAAAGUAUCAAGAUUUUGCGUUGGAGUACCAUAGAAAAUUGAAUGAUUUGAGAUGGGUCAUGUUUAAUGGAAAUGGUAAGAAGUACAUGUUUGAAUUCGAUGCCGAAAAGUCGGUAAUUUAUAGAGAUGGAUUGGAAAGUUACUUUUCCAGACUUGUAAAUACACUAAUAUAA